Podarcis lilfordi (Lilford's wall lizard) is the source of this 348-nucleotide messenger RNA. The record is from the annotation of a GenBank genome assembly. Lineage: Eukaryota; Metazoa; Chordata; Lepidosauria; Squamata; Lacertidae.
AUGCCGCUGCUGUUUCUAACUGGUGGCUGGUGGCACCUUCAGAAAGGCUUGAUCGGUCUGUGGUUUUUGCUCAAAGCCCUGUCGGUGCAGAAACGUUUCUUCUCCUUCAAGAACCAAGGCUCCAGCAGGACCAGAACACCCUCCUGCUUGGUUGCAGGCACCUGGGUGGCCCCCAGCAGUGGUCAGAAGUUCUUUGGGGGCCCAACGUUUUUGAAGAACCUCAACUUCUUGGUGCUGAAGCCUAAGUCUCAUUUCCUCGCUGAGACUUGGUUGUGUUUUGAGUUCCAGAUUUCUGAAUCUGGCCUUUUGAAGAAGAAAAAAUUGGAGUUCCAGUUCUCCACAAGGUGA